CUGCAUGCUGCGGCAGAUCUAAUGCCGGUUGACUCAUUGUGCCAAUAGAAAUCUCACGAUACAGUACACUGACUUAAAUACCAACAUUUUUUGAAAUUUAAAAUUAGAACGAUUAUAAGUAAUUCGAAAUUUCACAGAUUAUUAAACAGACAUUGCUGAUUUACGAUUCCCAUAUUAUAUAUUGUUUUCUAAGGAAUAUAUUUUUCAUAGCAUGAUUUAAUUUUGUUUUAAAUAUAUUUAUUAAUCUGCCGUGAUAUUGUGAAGUGUUCGUAGUAAAAAUGUUCACAAUCUUGAUAACCACGUUCCUCUUCUGGAGGGGAUGUUACGGAGUCAUUUAUAAUUUAAAUGACACAGAGUACGAGAUGAUGCCGCCUCUGUUCAAGCUGGACGAGUAUGCGCCGUGCAUCUCUGAUCCCGGGGGACUGUACUGCGUGGUCGACAUAGAUCUAUUCUCACGGCACAAUUCAAGCCUCAUGCGUAUGAUACAAGGCUACUCAGAGUACCGCAUAAAGCACUACAAUCAUUCACAAAUCCAUCGUGGAAUUUGCGUCACAAGAACUUGUAGACACAAUACCACUGACCUAACCAGGACCGUACAGGAGUGUGCCAACGAAUCCCUCUGGGAGAACUACAAGAUCGAAGGGAGGGUCAACAUACAAUACUGCAAGGGAGGAGAGAGGCCUGCGUUGGAUAAAAGCGACUUGGUUGUAGCGCUUGUUUAUUUAGUAUUGAUAAUAUUGAAUAUUACGGGAAGUGUGUAUGAUGUCGUGGCUUGUAAGGAUGGUGGGAAAGGAAAUCCAUAUUUGCUAGCGUUUUCAUUGAAGCGCAACUGGGCAAGGCUGGUGGCAGCGGGGGGUAAAGGAGACGACCCCAGAUUUGAGAGAUUGAAAUUAUUUCAAGGAAUAAGGACUAUUACUAUGGUGCUGGUGAUCUUCUCUCAUACCGUGCUCAUCAUGGCGUACUCCUAUGUGGACAACCCACAGUUUAUUGAGAGGUCUUAUGAAGAUCCGCUAAAACAGUUGUUGUUCAACGGAAGCCUAGUGACGCACAGCUUUUUCGUGAUGUCCGCAUUCCUGCUCGCCUACAACUUCCAGAUAUACAAUGAAAAACACAAAACCUCCUGGGUUCACUUCCCGAAAGGCAUCCUGCUCAGAUGGCUCAGACUGACCCCCACAUACGCUCUGAUGCUGGCCACGAUAGCCACCCUCAUGAGGCACCUGGGUGACGGCCCGCUCUGGGAGCACGUGGUGACGAGCGAGGCCGAUGCCUGCCGCUCCUACUGGUGGGCGCAUCUCCUCUUCAUCAACAACUAUGUUUAUGAUGACGCGUUCUGUCUACCGCAGACUUGGUAUCUAGCAGCAGACACACAAAUGUUCUGCGUGGGCUUGCUGGUGUGCGUGAUGGCGCGGGGACCUAAGGCCCGGAAAGUAGCCCUCAGCGUGCUGUUCUGUUUGUCUCUCAUCAUUCCAGCUCUACAAACUUACUACCAGGACCUCAACGCGGUGGUCAUACAGUCGCCAGAGUCUUACAGAAACCUCUACGCUCACGAUCACACAUUCCGCCUACUCUACAGCAGAGGGCACACAAAUCUGUCCACAUACACCAUCGGCCUGGCCGGAGGGUACCUCAUCUACUCCUGGCAGAAGGAAGGCAGAAACUUCGAUAAGGUUAAGAAAUACCCGUGGGUGAUCUGGCUGCUGUUCCCUUUGGGAGUGGGGAUCAUCCUGAGCGGCGGGCUGUUCUAUAUCGACGGCAUAUCGCUGCAUCCCGCGUGGAUAGUGCUGUAUGCUGCUUUAUACAAGCCACUGUUCCAGCUUUGCAUCAUCUGGCUCACUUGGGGAUGCAUCUUUAAGAUCGAGUCUAUAUACCGCGGCAUCCUGGAAUGGCGAGGGUUUACGUGGACCGGCCGCGUGUCCUACAGCGCCUUCUUCACGCACACACUCUUCCAGCGGGGACUGAUAGGGAUCCAAACCGUUCCGUCCCACAUCACAGAGUAUGGCGUGAUGUGUUUCCUGUGUGCGUCGCUGUUCCUGUCGUUCGUGACGGGCGCGGCGCUGUGGCUGUGCGUGGAGGCGCCCGCCGCGGCGCUGGUCCGCGCUACUCUGACGCCGAAGGUCUCCAAGAGUCUUGAGGCAGGCGAAAACCGCAAUAGCAAAAUGUAAUAAAGGGUGAUUGUGCUG
Manduca sexta (tobacco hornworm) is the source of this 2180-nucleotide messenger RNA. RefSeq names its product nose resistant to fluoxetine protein 6-like. The transcript is spliced from 12 exons. NCBI's taxonomy places the organism in Eukaryota, Metazoa, Arthropoda, Insecta, Lepidoptera, Sphingidae. The record is from RefSeq and is a predicted model, not a curated record. Bases 279 to 2162 code for a protein of 627 amino acids.